Molecule: messenger RNA, 2946 nt
Organism: Dentiscutata heterogama
Lineage: Eukaryota; Fungi; Glomeromycota; Glomeromycetes; Diversisporales; Gigasporaceae
Source: the annotation of a GenBank genome assembly
AUGAUUCCUCGUAGUAUUAUGGACGAAGCAUCUAAAAAUAAAGCUGACCUUCAUCAGCCAAAAGCAAAUAAUAAACCACAGGGACAGCAAGUUGCUGCUCUUUUGAGAGAUAAACAUGAUUACGAUUAUGAUAUUUUUGGAAGCACACGACAAGAUAUCAGUCGUUCUAACAGUGCUCCACCAACUCAAGUGGUAGAUCAGCUUGGUCGGUUUGAUCCUUCUGAACUAGAUAAUCCUUCACCUUCCGAUCCACGCUUAGAUCCUGACUACCCGGCAUAUUAUUACAUGAAUUCUCGUCUUGAUCCUAGACUUCCACCUCCUUUAUAUACUCCUGGUCAAUCUUGGCAAUUAUGGGCUGGUGGCGGCGGUUUGGGUGGUUUAAAUCAUAAAUCAAAUGGUGCUCAACUUCCUAAAACAAAAGUUUUAGAAAAAUUCCGUGGGAUGGAUGCGGAUGAUGAUUUUCUACGUGAACAUCCUUUAGAUCAAAGUCUAGAACCAGAGUCCCAUUCGACAAUUGGUCAGCAAGAUUACUCUAAUGACCCUAAUGCACAUAGUGGUCAAUAUGAACAAUUUGGUAAUCAAGGUGUUGCCAGCACUGCAUCACUUUGGAGGUCUGAAUUAUCAUCCCCACCACCUCAAGGUAUGAAUAACGAUUUGCACUCCCCGAACAAGAGAAAAAAUCUCGUAAAGAUGAUUCAAGAGGAUUUUCCAAGAACUCCUUCUCCUCUCUAUUCGCACACUCGUCAACGACAAGCUACUCUAGCAGAAGCAAACUCUACUGAAUUGGGUAAUGACGAGUUUGACGUUGACUUUCGCUCUCUUAAUCUCGAAGACCCUCCUCUCAACCAUCCGAGCCAUUAUCAAAGUAGUUUGCGUGUCGCUUCUGGUGAAGAUAACCACGUCAAGUCUAUGAUGUCUGGCGUAGAAGACCUUGAUCAUCGAAUAGGUUUUGGUAGAGGUGCUUCACCACCUCCACUCCGUACAAAGUUCUCUCCUCCUCCUCGUGCUUCAUCGACUCCUCCAACUCAAAAUCAUUUUCGUAAUCAUAGCCUUAAUUUCUCUCAGGAAUUUCAUGGCGAUAUCUCUCAUUCUGAUCUCUUGUAUAAUAUUAAAAACCUUGAAGGAACUGAUGAUUAUGAUACCCUUCAACAAGUGCAAAUCAUGCGACAGCAACAAGCAAUCAAGCAGCAGCAACAACGUUUAAAGAUGCAAUCGCAGUACAACUCUUUAUUUAAUGAUAAUUCUUCGUCCGGUGGUUAUUCUUCUCAAUACGGACUUGAUCCUUAUUCGUCCGUAUGGGAUCCUCGCGAAGACACUAUGUUAAACCGAAAUAUCCUUUCCUCUGACAUGACAUAUUCACGUAAUGGUUCUUUAAGUCUAAGUUCUGGUCGAAAUUCUAUUGAUUAUCAAAAAGCGCUUCAGCAACAGCAGCUUGGAUUAGGCGGUUCCGGUAAUAUGGGCGUUGGUCGUGACCAGUUAUUAUCAUCUGAAUAUAGUUCUGGAAAAAGUAGUCCAUAUUAUGGUUCUAGUAUGAGUGCUUCUGGUCUUAGUUCGGUGAGUGGUUUAGGAGGUACAUCUCUUAAUGCCCAAACUCAACAAUUAUUAAGGCAUCAUCAUUCUGCCGAAUACUUGAAUGGUAUUGGUGGUUAUGGCGGUAUUUCUAGUGGUCGUCGUAGUAAUGAUUUAAGUUCAAGUAUUUCUGACCCUGGUCACGGUAUGCGAAGCGCUUUAUUAGAAGAAUUUAGAAAUAAUAAGAAUAAGAAGUAUGAACUUAGAGAUAUUGUCGGUAAUAUAGUAGAAUUUAGCGGUGAUCAGCACGGUUCAAGAUUCAUUCAACAAAAACUUGAAACUGCUAAUAGUGAAGAGAAACAAUUAGUUUUUGAUGAAAUUCUACCUAAUGCUCUUCAAUUGAUGACUGAUGUGUUUGGAAAUUAUGUUAUUCAAAAGUUCUUUGAGCAUGGUAACCAAAUGCAAAAGACUAUAUUGGCAAAACAGAUGGAAGGUCAUGUCUUGUCUUUAGCUUUACAGAUGUACGGAUGUCGUGUUGUUCAAAAGCAACAAGCUACUUUAGUAAAAGAGUUGGACGGUAAUGUGCUUAAAUGUGUCAAGGAUCAAAACGGAAAUCACGUCAUCCAAAAAGCUAUUGAACGUGUUCCUGCAGAACACAUUCAGUUCAUCAUAAAUGCUUUCCAUGGACAGGUCUAUAAUCUUGCGACACAUCCAUACGGUUGUCGAGUAAUUCAGCGCAUGUUUGAACAUUGCACUGAUGAACAAACGAAGCCUCUACUGGAGGAACUUCAUCGAUAUACACAAAAUUUGGUACAAGAUCAAUAUGGAAAUUAUGUUAUACAACACGUUCUGGAACGUGGAAAAGCUGCCGAUAAAUCAAUGGUAGUUGCUAAAGUUCGUGGUAAUGUUUUGCAAAUGUCAAAACAUAAAUUUGCUAGCAACGUAGUUGAAAAGUGUGUUGCAUACGGUAGCAAACGUGAUCGUCAAUUAUUGAUCGAUGAAGUUAUCCAGACAAAGUCUGAUGGUACUUCACCUUUGAUUUCGAUGAUGAAGGAUCAAUAUGCUAAUUAUGUAGUCCAAAAGAUGCUCGAUGUAGUUGAUGGUGAUCAACGAGACCUCCUCGUUGCGAAAAUUAAACCUCAAUUGCAGUCAUUAAAGAAAUAUACGUAUGGAAAGCAUCUCAUUUCAAAAGUUGAAAAACUUAUGAUCCUUACAGAAAAUCAAAAGAACCAAAACGGUGGUAUCAUUAAUGAUGGUAUUUCGACCGAUGUCAUGACACCCCCUAGUUCACAUACUCCUCUCGACACGUCUAAUAAUUCUCCUGUCAUGUCUUCGCCGGCAAUUGGAUCUGAUAAUAAUACAAAUUUACAUAUUGGAGCUAAUAAAGAAGAAAAUGAAAUGUUGAUGCAAAUAACAUCAUGCUUUGGAAAGUUGAAG